AUGUUAUCCAAACAGCAGAAACGACCACAGCUGCAAGUCCCAGUUCCCAACUUCCCACUGUCCUCGCCGAUCAGCGAGGAGAUCUCAAGUCCGUCGUGCUCCUCGGCCGAAGAUCAAGAUGAACAGAACCGACCCUUUGCCUUCCUCUCCAAGGCCACGAGGCUAAAGAUCGAGGCACAGACGGCACAGCGAGAAAGUCGACGGGAGUCAUCCAAGUUGAAUUUCCGAGGCAUCACGAAGAACCGUAAGAGCGUCGCUAAGCCCGUCGGCCUAAAUCUCGUCACGGACUUCACAUUGGCUCCAGUGCCAGCGCAAAAGAAGCAUAUCGUUGCUAAUGUGGACGGAACGGCACCGUUUGUUGAUUUGAACGACUUGAAGCUUCUGUCGAAAGUGCGAGAAAAGGAACGAUCAACACAGAGAUCAAAGUUUACAUACAAAAAGAAACCAUCACGCGGAUUCCAGGCCUUGCCAGAGGACACCCAUCAUUUCCAGAAUGAAACAGGAAACCGCAAUCCAUAUCUGAACCCUGAGGAAGAUCCCUUCCAUGAUAGACACGAACAUGGACUCUCGCCAUCAGAUCGCAACGUGAUGAUAGGACUCACUGUACCGCAUGGCGAGUCUAUCGAGCGGUCUAGGGAAGCCGAUGGCUCAGGAACACCACUCACGCCUUCAAUACUCAUCACACCAGCCAACGAAGAGGCACUCUGGAAUUCACAUAUGAACACAAGCACUGAGAUGCUUCGUCCAAGAGUGGCUUCCAGCGUUUACUCCCAGCCCACACCUCGACUCUGGCAAUUCGAUGCCGACGUUCCACCAGUGCCAGCUAUUCCAGCCCAGCACUCGGGAGUAAAGGGCAGCCAUGAUGGACAAAAGGCAUUGAACGUGGAAACUCGACACCAGCGUCCAGUAUCAAUUGAUACUUGGGAAGAUGUCAGCCUACCCCCAACGCCGAGAAAGAAAAGCCACACACUCUCAGUAAUCACCGACCCCGACGCUGAUAGGCCCCAAUCUCAAGGCUGGUGGACAUAUCUUCUUUCACCGCUGCUUAGCCGCUCAAUCAAGUCUCCUCUCAGCCCAUCUUCUCCUCGGGACUCACCAACUACCCCAUCGACAUCAGCUACACCAGCACGGUCAGCCCUGAAAGACUGGCCCAGCCGGGAAAAGGAAAUAUCGUGUUUCUCACCAGACACCCCGGCAACACCAGGCCCCAUUGGCGAAAAUGGACGUACAGCCGAGUGGCGUGAACGGGGGAAAGAGAUCUCAUGCUUUUCUCCAGACACACCUGAGACAGCGGCCCCGAUGGAUGAGAAGGCAUUUGAAUUUGCUAGGUCAAUGGAAGCGGAGAAGUAUGAGCGAAGCCAGCCUCAAGAGCGACAACAGUCUCCGCCACCAGCCUAUGUUUCGAAUGUCUCGAGCAGGCAAAAUACCAUGUCUUUUAUGUUCAGCAACGGCCAAACAAUAGAGGGUGAGGCUGCUGAGUACUACCAGGCAUGUGCGCAUGAGCUGUUUAGCAGAACACCAUACUUUCAAUGUUGCAAUCACGUCUGCUCAUUAACCCCUGCCAAUGUGACCAUUCCUCCCGGGGCUGACGGUAAUCGGAACGUGGCAUUUGCUGCUGUGGACUCCUCUAAUAUCUACGAUGGACUGCAUGGGCUCGAAGAACCACGUGGGAGUCCUAAUGCCCCAGUUACAGAUUUGACAACUUCGACUAAGAAUGCUGGACUGCUUAUUGAUAUCGACUCGCCACGUCCUGCAAGCAUUGCCCCUACAACAGCUCCAUCCGGAUACGCAGCUCAUACGAAAGAGGUCCAGGCCAAGUCCCCCGCGUCUGAUACAAGUGGUGAUUCUUGGGAUGCCUCCGUUGCCAGUGAUAAUGGAAAGAGUUCCGUACCACCACCGAUCUCUAGAAAGCCUGUUCCAGAGCCUCAACCCCAGCCUGCUGCGCCAGCCCUAGGUCCUGAUUCGACUGAAACGAGUGAACGAGGGGUUCCAGAACAGCCUGUACCGGCUCCGGCUGCUAUUCCGAUGCCAGAGCCCACCCCAGCGCCCACAGCUCCGCUUCCCAUGCCCGAGCCCGCCCCAGCUCCCCCGCAGAUCAUCACCAAUUUUUCGCCCCCGGUCACGAAUGUGCAUUAUCCACCGCACCCAGAGCAGCAGGCACAGCCCCAGCUACAGCCAAUAAUAGUUCCACAAUAUGUUCCCAUGUUCCCUCCAACUCAGCCUGGUCAACCAACAGAGCCAUUCGUACAGGCUCCGGUGAUACAAGAGCAACCACAAGAAGAGACCAGGGAGGUUCCAGACGCACCCCUACAUCCUCAGGGUCCACCAAUUGCUACCCCCAGAUCGGAGUGGCCAUGGGGGCAGGGACAACCACAACAGCAGCCGCAACCUCAAGCACAGCCUCAACAGCCCGAUCAUCAGCAAUUGUUCAAGGACUUUGAGUGGGCUUAUGAUCAAAAUGAACCACAAAAGGCUGCUGUCAGUACCCAAGUUCCAUCUCCAUCUGCUCGGGCCCCUCAGGAACCAGCUGCUGCUCAGCAUAUAGGGCGAAUGCCCAGUCAGCGAACAAAUCAUUUGCAAGGACCACUUGUCAUUCAGGGACGGCAAUCGGGAUCUGGAUGGCCGUUUGCGCAAAAUGCACACCCUCAUUCUAAUGCGCCACCUGUGCCCCCGUUGCCUACAACAAUACCUGGCGAAUCUGAGAUGCAGAAUCAACAAAGACAACAGCCCGGGGCCUCUCCGGCUCAAGAUCAAGCAACCACAUCUGACUCACUCCAUGGAGAGCGAGCACUGCCUGCAGUGACUGAAUUGAGUCCUAUUCACGGACAGUCGCGAGAUGCUGAGCCCAUAUCACCAGGAUUUCAGCGUGCAGCUGGAGGCCCAGGCUCCAUCCCUAUGGCUGAUAUGCCAGCACCAGCUCCGGCAUACACCCAAUUUGCUCGCAGGAGUACAGGCCCGCCAAAUUACGGCCUUCAUCCGCCGUAUCAAUCCAACUAUGUUGAGAAUGCGACGAUCGUGAACCCUGGAGGAGCCAUUGGGCCACACGAGGCUCGUCGCCGCAGACUCGAGGAUGAGGAUAACAUUGGACGAAAAGCCUGUGGCCUGCGUGCGUUAUUCAAGCAGAAGAACGGACGCGCCGGGCGUGAGGGUCGAACCCGACGAAGGUGGUAUCUUUUUAUUUGUCUCUUCUUCUUCACAAUUGUGAUGAUUGCCAUUAUUUUGGCGGUCACGUUGACAAGAAAGGGAACUUCGACCCCUGUUCAAUCUCAGUGGCUCAAUCUCACGGGCUAUCCACCAAUGCCAACAGGUGUUUCAACCAUCGCCGGCACGGAGCCUCAACUUGAGAAGUCUACGUGUAUAAGCCCAUCCUCGAUGUGGAGCUGUGCCCUUCCCAAGAGUCAACACGAAUCCAAUGAGCCAUACGAUGCAAACCAGCCCAAUUUCCGUGUAUCUAUUCUCUUCCGCAAUGGCACAUACGGCAACAGUACCACUGUAUCAAGCUCUGCCAAUACCCGGCGCAUGAAGAGAAACGAUCAAUUUAAUCCCUCGCCUGCUGCACCUGGCGAUUCGGAUCAAGCCUUCAUGGGCCAAUACACGGACAACAACACUGCUCCCUACGCUGGCGAGGAAACCCCCUUCUACAUGUCGAUGCUCUCACCCGUCUCCCUCUCGUCAACAAAUAUCUACCGCCGCUCCGUCGACUCCAAUGGCACAUCGUAUCCCAACAUUUCAGCGAUAAUCCCCGCGCCGGACGAGAACUCCGACGGCUCAGCUGCCGCCGCAAUGCUCUACCCACUGCCCUCGGCCCAGCCAGUCCGUCUAUACAACCGAGGCCAGUCAAACGAGCACUAUGGCUUUUACACAUACUUUGACAAGUCAAUAUUCCUCACCUCACAAGACAAGAGCGUAUCGGCGGAUAGCAACGGCGGUACAACCAAAGAAAAAGCAAACUACCGCUGCACCUGGUCCCAAACACGAUUCCUAGUCCAGAUCUGGACGCAAGCCGAGAAAAUGAAUCGCCGAUUGCUUCCUUACAGUAAUGUCACGGCAACGAGUACUUCCUCUGCGUCAACACCGACAUCAACAAGUACCACGCCGACAUCAUCAUCUUCUGCAACGGACUUUUCUCGCCCGGGAUCAUUCCCAUACCCAGUUACCAUCACUGUUGAUCGACAUGGUGGUGCCGAGAAAAAGAAAAUGUUGUAUUGUUACCCUCUUCAGGAUGAUGGGCACUACAAUAUCACAGCUGUGCAGCUCCAGCUUGAGGACCGGGGUAUUGGUGGCGAGUUGGUGAAUCCUGCCACGGGCCUUUUCAAGGGUCUGAGUGGAACUAAGAACUCGACGGUUGAAGAUUACGGGGGUGUCGAUGGAGGGUCUGGAGGUUGUGGGUGCCAGUGGGCGAAUUGGAUAUCUACUGUGUAG
Penicillium salamii is the source of this 4422-nucleotide messenger RNA. The record is from the annotation of a GenBank genome assembly. Lineage: Eukaryota; Fungi; Ascomycota; Eurotiomycetes; Eurotiales; Aspergillaceae.